Molecule: messenger RNA, 999 nt
Organism: Trichobilharzia regenti
Lineage: Eukaryota; Metazoa; Platyhelminthes; Trematoda; Strigeidida; Schistosomatidae
Source: the annotation of a GenBank genome assembly
AUGAAUAAGUCGUCUGUCCUCUUAGUAUCGUCUGUUUUUGCCGUGUCUGCAUGCACACUAUUUUACCUCUCUAAGCUAUUGAGAAAACCGCAUGUUAAGAAAGACAUACAGAAGACAGCGCCUCAUUCCACUAUAGGCGAUACAUAUUUGAAGACAGUUAAUGAAUUUGACAAAGAAAACUUAUCAAUUGAGUUUGCUAACUGCAUCUGUUCAAUGGUUAAAGUCUCUGACUAUGAUACACGGCAGCAGCUCAUCAUGUAUCUGCAUCAAGCUUCAUCAUUCUGCCACAAUUUCAGUGUUAUUAGGGAUUCUAAGUGCUUGGAAACUCUGCUUUCACUACUGGAUUCUUCAACAAGUAUGGCACCAGCAUGUAGACAAAACUUGAGUAUCCUCCAGGUGACAACAAACCUGGCAUGUGAUCAACGAAGUCUCCCUAUAAUAAUGGACUACUUAGAUGAUAUUUUCUCCAUAGCUGAUACAAGAGAAUAUAGUGACCAAGCAUGCGCUGCUCUACAGGUACUGGCUAAUAUCGCCCUCACUCCCACCGGAUGCAAUUUGUUAAUUAAUGAUUGUGGUCGUUUAUACAAAAUGCUUGGAGUGCGCGAACCUUACCUACUCAGAAACUUGCUGGCAGUUUUAGUGAAUUUGUCAUGCGAUGUCAACUGUUGUGAUAAACUACUUUCACAGAAUGGGGAAGAUUUCGUACGUAUUCUGGAGUAUUCAUUAUCGUUAGAUGUCCCUUUAUUAAUAUCCAUGAAAAUGACGACUUUUCUCAAUAACUUAUACUCAAGAAUUAUGAAAGAUCAGGAGAGGUAUUGGAAUGAAUCCGAGUCUGCAGUUAUUACAAAGACUGUCGCUAUCUCACUAAAGGAGAAUCGCGAUCUCAUUCAAUCAUGGGCUCAAUGCUUACUACCGUUCUCUGAAGAUUCGAAUGAAUUCAAUGCUCACUUACAAAAACUUUUGUCUUUUUUAACUGAUAUUAAAACUUUCAAUGUGUAG